Messenger RNA from Linum trigynum, 3291 nucleotides. The record is from the annotation of a GenBank genome assembly. NCBI's taxonomy places the organism in Eukaryota, Viridiplantae, Streptophyta, Magnoliopsida, Malpighiales, Linaceae.
GGGCGACCGAUUCGAAAUUAUGCCUUGUUCUUCGACUGAUUGAAGUCGAACUAACUGACGUGGAUCCUAGCUGUUUCUCAAACCAUCCCGACUCGCCACUUCCAAUCACAUCUCGCCAUGUCAGCAUCCCCCUCGCGAACAGCAUGUGCGCGGCGGGCUGGUUCGGUCAAUUAUGCCCCUCCCAGUGGGCCCCACUUCCCCCGCCCUCAACACUAUAUAAAACCCUCAACACAUUUAUUUAUCUUCACCCAAAAGAACUCUCUCAUUUCUCAUUAAUCAGAGUGAUUAAUCGUUAAUCACUUCCAAUCCCCUCAUUACCAACCUUAAUUAUAAGAUGCCUGGCGCAAGGGUUAGAGUCCCGAUUCGGCAGCACGGCUUCAUGUACAACAGCAGCCUCGAAUCGGCGGCGGCCCAGUCUUCGUCGGCGGGGAGCCCAGCGAUCUCCGAUGUGGAUGAUCCUCUGUUCGGGUUCCUCGACGGCGGGAAUUACAACAACAGUAGUUACGAGGGAUCGUCGCCGGAGAGCGGAUACCGGGAGAAUCACGACGAAGACGAGGCGACCGAUCCGGCGGAAGAUGAGGAAGAGAUCAGGAGGUUUUGGGAGAACCAACACCAACUACUACAGGCGACGUUGUGUAGAACGAGCUCGCUGGAAACAGGGAUUCGGAACUUGACGAAGGAAGCGGUGAAGGAAAUUGAGAUGGCCGGAACGAUCUGCGGCUGCGGCAGGGUCAUGGUCGGCGGCUGCCGGAGUUGCUUGAUGGCCGAUGUCGCCGGCAGGCUAAGGAACGCCGGUUACAACAGCGGCAUUUGCCGGACUAAAUGGAGAAGCUCCCCGGAUAUUCCAUCUGGAGAGCACACAUUUUUGGACGUGAUCGACACCACGAGCUCGAAGAGGGGAGAAGUGAGGGUGAUCAUCGAGCUCAACUUCCGGGCCGAGUUCGAGAUGGCGAAGGCGAGCGACGAGUACGGCCGGCUCGUCCGCCGGCUGCCGGAAAUCUUCGUCGGGAAAAUCGAGAGGCUCGCCAGCGUGAUAAAGAUACUGUGUACGGCGGCGAAGAAGUGCCUGAGCGAGAAGAAGAUGCACAUGGGUCCGUGGCGGAAGCACCGUUACAUGCAGGCCAAAUGGCUGGGGACUUGUCGCGACAGGAAGACGCCGUCGCUAAUGAGUUCCUCGCCGUCGUCGUCGGGUAGUGAUUUUGCGGCGGCGGCGGGGUGCAUGGGGAGGCGGAAGGCGCGGUCGUCGAUGCUGACGGUGGAUUUGCUGGACAUGUUGCCCAAUAUGCACUGCACCGCCGUGGGAGUCAUGUGAUUGAUUUUGUUUUUUUUUUUAAUCUUAAAAGCCAGUGAUAAUUAUGGGUUUGGUUGAGAGAGAUGAAUAUAUAGCGGAGUUUUCUUUGUCUUCUAGUUCAAAAGUGUUGGUGUAAUAUAUUGUAAAAGGGUUUGAAGAAUAUAAUGGCCUAGAAUUCAAAAGCAUCGUCUUUUUUUUUUUUUUUUUUUUAGUGUUGAAACAUAUCUAUCGUGGACAAUUUGAUCACAAAAAUCUUCUACUAAAAGUUAAAUCAAUAUAUAAAAUAUUAUACUUUUGAUUUUUUUCAAUACCAUUUUAAUACGAUUUUACAAUUCGUAAUAUUUUAUAUUCAUUGUUGGAUCAAGAGUGGCAAAAAGGGAUAGAUAGACCUAACAUGCUAUACGUUUUCCUCGACCUUAAAUAAAAAUAUAAUGCUAGGGUUUGAUUUGUCCUCGUCGUCAUAACCAGCUAGAUAGUUUGCAUUUUUCCCCCCCGAUAAGUAGUUUGCAUGUUUAGUAUUGACUAGUUGAACCCUUUUUUUGUGUAAUUAGAGCAGGCAUUAGUUGUCCUAGAGGAGGUCUUGGGGAGGAGGACCUCAACCAACUCCUCCGUCAGUCUUUGAUAUUCCCUGCGAAUAACCUGGUCCGGAUGCACUCCUGUUUUCACUUUUCUUUCAACUCCGCUUGGUGAUCGCUCAUGGCUAAAAUAGGUUGGUCCAGAGCAAUGACUACGCCUUCCCCAUUUAAAAAAGCGACCAUUUUGGAUCAUUUGGGCCAGUAUGUAGCGGCCCAUAUUAAUUUGGGCUGGACUCCUCUCCAGGUUCCCUACUGCCGAAACUUGGGCCGUCUUCCAGCAGGAAUGGAGAGUGGGGUGAAACUAUAACCUGAAUGUUACGGCAAGCAACACCCACACCUUUUUGCUUCCUUGAGGGACAAGCGUGAUUCAGAAACCGUCAUGCAAAAGCAAACCGUACGUACGUAGACAACAAUAAAAGGUAUUGAAUCAGAUGCAUGCAUAGAAAGGAUAGCAAAACUGUUCCGAGUAGUAGGUUGUAUCAGAAAGGUAUGUGGGUUUAAAUUAUAGGUUAAUCGUGAUUCAACCAUUUUAUAUCGCUAAAAUCAUCGAUUUUGUUUCUGAUAGGAGAUUUUAUCGAUCGGACUGUCUGUGUGGCGCUGUACGUACCAUAUGCUUUACAAACACUAAUGCAUAGUAACUAGUAAGGUUUGUGCUUGCCAAAAAUUUUACUCGCGAGUAAUGUAACCUGUUAAUGGCCUAGUGGUACCAAUAUUAAAAUCUAAAAAGAAAUUCUCAAAAUUGUAGUCAAAGAAAUAGUUAUACAUAUGUUGUUUAUUCAUUCAUUGCAAAUUAUAAUAAUGUGAUCCCAAGAACAUUAUGAAACUUGCCGUUUUAUUUUAUGGAUUUAUAAAUGGUAAACGGAAAACGACAACGAUUAAUAGAUUUGUCACGACUGUUUUUCUGUGGAUCGGGAAAAUUGGAUGAUUCGACAAUGCAAGAAAAUGAAAGCACAAACACAACACAUUACGCGAUUUACGUGGUUCACUAACACGAUGUGUGUUAGCUAGUCCACGGGCAGGAGAUAGCCAGUUUCACUAUACUUCGAGGAGAUACAGAUUACAAAGGAGUAUGAGAAGUAUUUAUAGUACUUCUCCUAGGUCUCACUCUCACCCUAAUCAAACCUGGUAAAGGAAAAACCGUUACAACCAGGUCAAGAUAUUGAACCCAAAUAACAUUGAGCCCAUACAGUGUAAAACGGGACUUGCAGUCGUAAAGGUUGAUAGUCCGAUUCAAGUCACAUCAAUGAGACUUUAUAGUUUAUACUACUACUACUAACCUGGCGAGUAUCUAAAAGGAAAGCCGAAUUCCCAUAGUUCCCAAGAUCCAAAUAUGCCGAGUAUUUGCAGCCGUGUGAUUUGAUCCGGUCGUUGCCAACAGAACCGAGAUCGUUGAUAUUACAGAGCGAAGAAAAAACUGUGAUUUUC